Molecule: messenger RNA, 1569 nt
Organism: Puccinia triticina
Lineage: Eukaryota; Fungi; Basidiomycota; Pucciniomycetes; Pucciniales; Pucciniaceae
Exons: 8
Coding region: 1-1569 (522 amino acids)
Source: RefSeq, a predicted model, not a curated record
AUGGCCAAGAAGAACAAGCCUCAACGCGUCAGUGUCACGCGCCCCGGCACGAAAUCCAGACGUUCCCAAAUGAAUUCUCAUGAUAAAGACGGUGCACCUCCCUCGCCCCCGCCCACCAACCCUGAGACCGUACCACCUUCGGGACAUGACGAUAUUGAGGAAGAGGAUGACGACGAGGAUACAGAUGAUACCGACCAAGACUCGGACAUGCCCCUACGCCAAGACACUCAGGGUGCCGUAACAGCCCUGUCCCCACCCAAACCUACUUUCGAUCCGCGUAUUAAAGCUGUCCCCGAGAAACUUCAGUUUUAUCUUCAGCCCAACGCGAAUUUAGAAAAAAAACCUAGUACGAUGGCUACCUUACUUGCGAUGAUACAACAUUUCUUCCCUUCGUAUAAACCCCCGAGUCGCCACUCAAAAGCAUUCUGGAUCCGUGCCUAUACUGAAAAAGUGGUCCCCAUCAUUUUGGUAUACAUCAAUUCAAUUACCGCGGAGAAGGAAGAAAGUGGAGACCUUCAAAUCCCGGACAAAGUGAACAAAGCGUCUGCGAUUGGCUUCUAUCACAAGUAUCUCUGUCCCGCUCCCAUCGGCGGUUACCCUGCGCCCUUCACAACCUAUCCCCAUCCUGUUCCAAUGCCGUACCACAAAUUGCUCAAUCGCGGUGAACUACGAUACAGCCUUCAAUGGCAUUGUCCGAACGUCUUCGUGCCUAUCAACCCUGCCAAGACGUCCCUCGAAGGAGUUUAUGCGCAAUUCCUCCACCCAACCACAAAGUUCCACCCAACCGCAAAGUUCCACCCAACCGCAAAGCUCCACCCAAUCACCAAGUUCAACCCAAACACCAAGUUAGCUCCACCCGAUCUGCAAAGCGCCACCCAAUCUGCAACGCUCAACCCUAUCUGCAUAAGCCACCCGAUCGCCAAGUCACCUGCGUCCUAUCUGGACUGCUCGUUACCAAUCACGCGACGUCAUCAACUUGAAGAUCAGGCGGCGAGUGAGGCACUGUCCUCAGUUACUAACCCCGAAAGUUCACCUGUCGACGAGGUUAAUUCAUUCGAAGACCGCGUCAAUCAAGAGCGGGGUUAUGGACGCAUCGCUGUUUCGUCAACAGCGCGUCGUCAUCAACUGGAUGAUCAGGCGGCGAGAGAGGCACUUUCCUCAGUUAAUAACCCCGAAAGUUCCCCCGUUAUUGAGGAUAAUUCAUUCGCAGACCGCGUCAAUCAAGAGCCGGAUGAGGCCCUGGCUUCCGUGACACAAGCUUUGACAUUGAAUCGGAUGGUUCCCGUUCCCGUUGAGCCUUCACAAGCAGUUUAUAAUUCAGCACAAUGGUUGAUCCCUACGUUUGAAUCAACACCGCCAGCUUUCACCUAUGCAGCGUUAAUUGCCACCAUGUUUGCGAUCCUCCGACCAAACUCAAACCACACCUGUGCUUGGCUCUUGAGAAGGCAGCGCGAUCUCAUUGAACUCACCCUAACGCACCAACUCAAGACCAGUUUGUCGCAUCGUCCACUGAAAUUUACCAAAAGGAAUGAUCUUGACAAACUGCCCCGCGAUGUUCGAAGCGGAUAA